Talaromyces marneffei is the source of this 795-nucleotide messenger RNA. RefSeq lists its product as uncharacterized. The transcript has 3 exons. Gene Ontology annotation, molecular function: oxidoreductase activity. The record is from RefSeq and is a predicted model, not a curated record. Lineage: Eukaryota; Fungi; Ascomycota; Eurotiomycetes; Eurotiales; Trichocomaceae. Bases 1 to 795 code for a protein of 264 amino acids.
AUGUCAAGCACAUACAUUCCCUACCGGCUGGACGGCAAAGUGGCCUUGGUCACCGGCUCAGGCCGUGGCAUUGGUGCUGCCAUUGCAAAACAGCUCGGCCGCUUGGGUGCCAAGGUCGUGAUCAACUAUGCCAAUGCGAGCGAGGCAGCAGAGAAAGUGGUUAGCGAGAUCAAAAGUUAUGGCACUGACGCUGUCGCUUUCAAGGCCGAUGUGCGCCAAGUCGACCAAACAGCUAAGCUGAUGGAUGACGCGGUAGCUCAUUUUGGUGGUCUCGACAUUGUGUGCAGCAACUCUGGGGUCGUCAGCUUCGGGCAUAUUGGAGACGUCACAGAGGAGGAGUUUGAUCGCGUUAUCAGCCUCAACACUAGGGGACAAUUCUUCGUGGCUCGCGAAGCAUACCGUCACCUGAAUGACGGAGGUCGCAUCAUCCUCAUGUCGUCCAACACAGCCAAAGAUUUUAGUGUCCCUAGUCACGCGCUGUACUCUGGCUCCAAAGGCGCCAUUGACUCGUUUGUCCGCGUGUUCUCCAAGGACUGCGGUUCUAGAAAGAUUACGGUCAACGCCGUUGCCCCCGGUGGCACUGUCACCGACAUGUUCCAUGACGUUUCCCAACACUAUAUUCCGAAUGGCGAGAAAUACACGGCAGAGGAACGCAUGCAGAUGGCGGCACAUGCAUCCCCCUUGCACCGAAAUGGAUUUCCUGAAGAUAUCGCAAACGUAGUGGGCUUUCUAGCUAGCAAGGAGGCUGAAUGGGUGAAUGGAAAAAUCAUCACCGUCGAUGGUGGAGCGGCGUAG